Messenger RNA from Hibiscus syriacus, 784 nucleotides. Its product is annotated as omega-3 fatty acid desaturase, chloroplastic-like. Gene Ontology annotation, biological process: lipid metabolic process. The record is from RefSeq and is a predicted model, not a curated record. NCBI's taxonomy places the organism in Eukaryota, Viridiplantae, Streptophyta, Magnoliopsida, Malvales, Malvaceae. Gene Ontology annotation, molecular function: oxidoreductase activity, acting on paired donors, with oxidation of a pair of donors resulting in the reduction of molecular oxygen to two molecules of water. The transcript is spliced from 6 exons. The coding region runs from base 1 to 759 and encodes 252 amino acids.
AUGGAGAACAAAGAUGAUUUUGAUGCAAGUGCAGCCCCUCCAUUUCGUAUUGCUGAUAUCCGUGCUGUAAUCCCAAAGCACUGUUGGAUCAAGAAUCCAUGGAGGUCAAUGAGUUAUGUCUUCAGGGAUGUCAUUGCCGUCUUUGCAUUAUUAGCAGCUGCGGCUUACUUAAACAGCUGGUUCAUUCGGCCUCUCUACUGGGUUGCUCAAGGAAAAAUGUUUUGGGCUCUGUUUGUCCUCGGACACGAUUGUGGCCAUGAAAGCUUUUCUCAUGAUCCCAUUCUAAAUGAUGUGGUGGGACAUAUCUUACAUUCGACAAUCCUCGUUCGUUACCAUGGAUGGAGAAUAAGUCAUAAAACUCAUCAUCAAAACCAUGGAAAUGUCGAGAAGGACGAGUCUUGGGUUCCGAUGCCUGAGAAGCUUUACAAGAGUUUGAGCAUUGAAACAAGACUUAUGAGAUUCACUAUCCCCUUUCCCCUAUUUGCAUACCCUACGUGUUUGUGGCAUAGAAGUCCAGGGAAGACAGGAUCUCACUUCAACCCAUCCAGCACACUGUUUUCUCCCCAAGACAGGAAACAUGUAACCACUUCAACAGCCUGUUGGAUUGCAAUGGUCGGUUUCCUUGUCUAUUUCUCAUUUGUGUUUGGUUCAUCCCUGACAUUCAAGCUCUACGGUGUUCCCUACUUGAUUUUUGUGGCAUGGCUGGAUGUUGUCACUUACCUUCAUCACCAUGGAUAUGAGCGGAAACUUCCUUGGUAACGUGGCAAGGUAAUUAAUGUUUCCU